This is a messenger RNA of Plasmodium inui San Antonio 1, 1758 nucleotides long. RefSeq lists its product as hypothetical. The record is from RefSeq and is a predicted model, not a curated record. Bases 1 to 1758 code for a protein of 585 amino acids. The transcript has a single exon. Lineage: Eukaryota; Apicomplexa; Aconoidasida; Haemosporida; Plasmodiidae.
AUGACAUUCCCUUUAUCUAGGUACCUUGCAGUUGCAUUGAGUGGUUACUACUGUAUAAACAGAAAGAGAAGUGUCUGUUAUUGCGGAAAUGGGAAGAUAGAAGAAAAAGUAUUCCUUUUUGGCGAUAAGCGAUCGUUGAUGAAAGGAACGAAACAAGAUGGAGAGGCACCUUUUUUUUCAAAAACUAACAUAAAGGUGAAAAAGAUAACAUUUGGUAAUUGCAUAGGUAGCUGUAUAACCGAUAAUGAUGACAUUUACAUAUGGGGAUCAUAUGAAGAUGAUGAACACAAGGGACUGGUCUAUACCACUCCAAUGAAACUAAGCACAGAUGAAGGAAUUACCGACAUACAAUUUUCGAAUAAUGAUAUAUACCUUCUGAGCGAAAAAGGGGAAUUAAAAAUUGUUAGAAAUUAUAAGAAUUGUUUAAAGAGAAACGAAUUCCUAAUUGAAGAUUUUUAUAAAUGUAAAAAUAGUCUUUUUUCUCAGAGCGAACGAAUAAUCAAGUUAAGUGUGAAUAAAUAUCACCUAGCUUUUGUCACAAAUAAGGGAAAUGUGUAUUGCUCAGGAAAUAAUUUGUAUGGACAGUGUGCAAAGGAGCCAUCAUUUAGGAAUAAUUUCAAUAUAAAUUACAAUUUCGAAUUUGCCAACAAAUUGAAUGGUACGUUAUAUAUGUUUAGUAAAAAUAGCGUCAGGGGGGUUGUUCACAAUGAGAGAAGAGACCCAAGUGAAGAUGCCCAAGCGGAAAAUAUCCCCAAUGGGUACUCCUUCAGGGUUCAGGAUAAAGGAAUGGCCAUUCCUACCAAGAGUACCGAUUGCCUUGAUGGAAUUACUUCUAGCCCACCAGAUGGGAAGAUUAAGAGAGGGGAUACAGCUUUGUGUGGUACCGACGAUGUGGACAAAAAUGGCAAAGAGUUAAACGAUAGUAGUAGUCUCUUGACAUACACCAAUAUUCGUGGACAAAGGAAAGAACGAUCCCAAGAUGGAAAACGAUUGAGUCAUUUAAUCACGAAUGAUCAGAGCUACAACUGCGAUAAAAAUAAUUAUGUACAUCUUAAUAAAGUACCAUUUGAGGGAAAAACAAAAAUUGUUGAUGUGUCCUGUGGACUAAACCAUACAUUAUGUCUGGACGAUGAAAAUAAUAUUUACAGUUUCGGAGACGAUAGUAAAAUCCAACUAGGGUUGGGAGAGAGCAGAACAAAUCAGAAUUCCCUGUCAGGAACCAGCUGGAAAGAUCAGUUAAGACUUGGCUAUUCCACUGUAACAAAGAAUUUGGCAAAUUAUUCUUUUUAUGAUAGACAUAUACAAAGUAGUCCACAGAAGGUACUAAAAAGAAUGAAUGACAACGAAAUGGUUGAUGAGAUUUACAGAAUUAAUGCAGGGUCGAAUUUCUCCAUGAUAUAUUCAAAUGACAAAUUUGGAAAGCAAUUGUUUUGUUUCGGAGAUAAUAUGUAUUUUCAGUGUGGACGACAUAUGGGCAAACAUCAGCAGACAUUAUCUACUGUAAAGCUUCCUAACAACAAAAUAAAAGAUUUUUCCUGUGGCGAUAAGCAUUGUUUGCUAAUUCUGAAUGAUAAGCUGUACGGUUGGGGGUAUAACAACAAGCAUCAAAUAACUCCCUAUAAGAAUAAAGGAAUAAUUAACUAUCCGGUACAUAUCUUUUCGGAAAAGUAUUAUCCUAAUAAUUUUGACAUUAAGUAUAUGAAUGCCAGCUACAACAAUUCGGCUGUUGUUAUUACACAGCGUCUAAAGCCGAGUUAG